Molecule: messenger RNA, 2186 nt
Organism: Plodia interpunctella (Indianmeal moth)
Lineage: Eukaryota; Metazoa; Arthropoda; Insecta; Lepidoptera; Pyralidae
Exons: 6
Coding region: 125-1171 (348 amino acids)
Biological process (GO): protein lipidation; nucleophagy; protein localization to phagophore assembly site
Cellular component (GO): cytosol; phagophore assembly site membrane; extrinsic component of membrane
Molecular function (GO): phosphatidylinositol-3-phosphate binding; phosphatidylinositol-3,5-bisphosphate binding; protein binding
Source: RefSeq, a predicted model, not a curated record
UUUGUCAAAUUGCCGCAAAGUGCGAUGAAUGAUGGUGAAGUAAAAAUAAAUUGAUAAAUAAAAAUUAUUUUCUAGUGUGUGUGUACAUGUAUGAUUUUUAAAUUACUAUCAAAAAUUGUUCGCCAUGAAUUUGUCGGAAGAAAAUAAUUUUGGUAAUGGCUUAUUAUACGUCGGAUUUAAUCAAGAUCAGGGCUGCUUCGCGUGCGGAACGGAGAAUGGAUUUAGAGUGUUUAACAGUGACCCAUUGAAAGAAAAAGAACGUCAAAAUUUUGCAGAAGGCGGCCUGUCUUACGUAGAAAUGCUAUUUCGUUGUAACUACAUGGCUCUUGUUGGUGGUGGGAAAACGCCCGUGUAUCCACCUAAUAGAGUCAUAAUAUGGGAUGAUUUAAAGAAAGAUUCUGCUAUAUCACUUGAUUUCAACAGCCAUGUCAAAGCUGUAAAACUUAGAAGAGACAGAAUUGUUGUUGUUUUGGAAAAUCUGAUAAAAGUAUACACAUUUACUGCACAACCACAGAUGUUGCAUGUUUUUGAAACAUGUACGAACCCCCGAGGAUUGUGUGUUGUUUGCCCAAAUAGCAAUAAUGCUUUGCUAGCUUACCCAAGCCGCAAAACUGGUCAUGUCCAAUUGGUGGAACUAAGUAGUCAUGCAAGUACCAGUUCUGCUCCAGAAGGUCACCUUAUCACUGCCCACGAGGCUCCACUCAGUUGCCUUGCUCUGAAUGUUGGUGGUACAAGACUCGCCACAGCUUCAACUAAAGGAACACUCAUACGGGUGUUUGAUACCGUCACUGGGCAAAAGCUAGCUGAGCUAAGACGUGGUGCUCAUCAGGCAACUAUAUACUGUAUAAAUUUUAAUCAUACAAGCACAAAUUUAUGUGUAACAUCUGACCAUGGCACAGUGCAUGUGUUCAGUCUCGAAGAUGAGAAACUGAACAAGCAGUCCAGCUUAGCGACUGUCAACUUUUUACCAAAGUACUUCUCUAGUAAUUGGAGCUUCUGCAAAUUCACCAUUCCAAAUGGCCCGCCUUGCAUCUGUGCAUUUGGUGUUGAUAAAAGUUCUAUUAUAGUUAUUUGUGCGGAUGGUUCAUAUUACAAAUAUAAAUUCAAUGAAAAGGGAGAAUGUACCAGGGAUGUGUAUGCCCAGUUUCUGGAAACAUCUGAAGACAGAUAAAUUUCAUAUUUUGGUAUUGAAUGACGGAAUACGGGAAUUAGCUACAAUACGUUAAUUUCCAUAAUGACUUGGCACUGAAGCCUUGCUUUUAAUUUCUCACUCUGAUUAUGCAGAUUGUUCAGUCUUCUAAUAGUUUUUAUUCCGAUUUAAAAAAUAAUACAUUUUAUUUUGUGGAAUUAGAGUGAGAAUUUAUGAAGGAAUUUGCCUGUUGCCUUAAGACCACAGCUUCAUGUCGCUCAUAAAUUUAUUACAACGACAUUGAUUACGUCGGCCUUUUACGAGCAGGUCUGAGUGCUAGGUGUAGUGGAUACAGAUUUGUUACAAUCUAAUUUUAAGCAAAUUUUAUAACUAUAUCAGGAAAAAAUAAUGUCUGUCAUUGUAAUAAUAUUAUUGUUAUAUCGCCGUAGUCUUAUUAGUAUCUAGCGAUCUCAAAAUUUCGCUUCAUUAUCAGUAUGACUGAAUUUUAGAAUAAAAAUUCGAUAUACAUUUACGUUUGUUAUACAUAUAAUGUGAAUAAUAAUAUUAUUGUGUUUUUGGUUAAAGUAAAAAAAUGUGACAAAGUAAAAUGAAGUUAAAUAUUUAAAAAUAUUGUAAAAUAUACUAUAUCAAUUUAUAAGAGAAAUCAUACAUUACAAUGAUUUACAUAGUUUUUUCUUCAAAAUUAAUGUCGAUUGGAAUUUUGUGAAAGUUGAUCAUGUUCGGUUGUCCUGUUUCAUUGAAUAUGAUAAGUUCCAUGAAUAAGUCUUUUGAAGGUUUGGUCUAUAUAAGUUAAUAUCCAACAUAUUAUUUUGAAAUAUUUAAUACAUUCAAACAAUUCAGAGAUUAAUAAAAUUGUUCCAAUUUGUUUUUACAUAGAUGGGCAGUAUUUUUGUAAACUUAUUAAGAAAAAUCUACAAAUUGUAAUUAUACUGGAAAUUAAAAUAUUGACUGAGAUUGCCAAAGAAUUUCCCGAAUGAUUAUGAUGUUGAUGUAAUAAAUUGAUAUUGCCAAUAAUGAAGUAAAACAUUCAAUUAUA